AUGCUAGCUGUACCAAAAGGAGGCUUAUCAGUGGCAGCACUUGCCGAUUGUUUGGGUCGGAGGGAGCGAUCUAGAGAUCAGAAAGAGGAAUCACGGCUAAAGAACUCAGGAAGAUCGAAUCCACAGCAGAGGACACAGGUUUUGUCGAUGAAGAUGGGGUUACCGGCAAGAGAACGUCAGAGGAUGAAGCUGCGAUCAAAGAGCAGGAUCGAAAGUGAAGCUCGACAAAGGACUGAAAGCGCAUGCGGCGAGGUGCGAAAUCCGGUGGUGCCGCUGCAAUUCGGCCGCGCAAGAAAGGAUUUUGAGCUGAAUUCGAGAGGGGCAAGGUAUCCAGUAAAAAAAGGUGAGCUUUUGUGCUGGUACCAGCCCAUCGUUAUAAGCGAUCAAACGGUGUUUGACAGGGCAGAUGAAUUCGUCGCUGAUAGGUUUAUUGGAGAGGAGGGGAAGAGGCUUCUGAAUUACUUGUACUGGUGGAACGGGCCGGAGACGGGGAAUCCGACGGUGGAGAACAAGCAAUGCGCGGCUAAAGACCACGUUGUGGCAACCGCUUGUUUCAUGGUGGCGGAGAUCUUUAGGAGAUAUGAUGACCAUUUGUACCGCUUGUUUCAUGGUGGAAACUUCUGAAUUACUUGUACCGCUUGUUUCACUGUUUGGGUGGUGGCUUGGAAUAAAUGGAGUGUUUUUUUUUUUUACCAUUGCAA
Dendrobium catenatum is the source of this 701-nucleotide messenger RNA. Its product is annotated as probable inactive linolenate hydroperoxide lyase. The transcript has 2 exons. NCBI's taxonomy places the organism in Eukaryota, Viridiplantae, Streptophyta, Magnoliopsida, Asparagales, Orchidaceae. Bases 1 to 624 code for a protein of 207 amino acids. The record is from RefSeq and is a predicted model, not a curated record. Gene Ontology annotation, biological process: sterol metabolic process. Gene Ontology annotation, molecular function: monooxygenase activity; iron ion binding; oxidoreductase activity, acting on paired donors, with incorporation or reduction of molecular oxygen.